This is a messenger RNA of Carassius gibelio (silver crucian carp), 3547 nucleotides long. RefSeq names its product adenosine deaminase 2a (gene ada2a). Gene Ontology annotation, biological process: adenosine catabolic process; inosine biosynthetic process. The transcript has 10 exons. NCBI's taxonomy places the organism in Eukaryota, Metazoa, Chordata, Actinopteri, Cypriniformes, Cyprinidae. Gene Ontology annotation, molecular function: adenosine deaminase activity. The coding region runs from base 592 to 2103 and encodes 503 amino acids. The record is from RefSeq and is a predicted model, not a curated record.
GGUGGUUUCUCUGAAGAAUACAAUGGUAGAGUAAUGCCUGAAAACUAUGGCAACUUUUUUGAUAACUAGUUGCAUGGAUGACUUGGUUCUGAGUUGGGUUUAAUUUUAAACUACACGUUAGCAGGCAUGGCAAUUAUACAUACUGUAUAUCAUAGAUAACCGUUAUAUUCGGUUACUUGUAAUUUACUAGUGUGCUCACAGAAAGUCUCAAAGAUUUUAGCCAGGGUUCCAACGCCUGAAACGUCACUGUAGAUGGCAAUAGUGAAAGAUAUCGCUUUCGAAGCCCUCAUUCGUUGCCUUAUGGACUUUUAAACUUAAAAAAACAAGACCGAAACUCAUUUAAUAUAUUCUAUAGUUUUUUAAUACACUGAGAAGGAUUUGCCCUCAGCAUGUCUUUUGUUCACGCGCGCUAAACCACAACGGAGCCAAUGAGCUUCGAGGAAAGACUUGAUGUCACUUUGUUGUGAAAGUCAAUAGAGGAGCAGAAGUUCAAGCUAGUAUCUUUUUGUAUUGCCCAGGUUGUUGUAGAGAUAAGGCGGACUCAAUUGCCAGCAGUAGCACAGAGAUCUGGGGUUGAAUUACAUCCCAGCUAUGCACGCAGUGACACUAAGAGACCUGAUGUGGAUAUGGAUGCUGUUUCUGUGCUGUGCAUCAUGUAACUGUGGACCAGAUCCCAGGAAGCGAGAGGCUCUGAUAAGGCUGGAGGCAUCUAGACGGACAGGAGGCAACAUGACACUGAACGAGAGAGAGAACCUGCUUGACAGAAAGCUUCAAAAACUGAAACAGCAUGAUAUGGAAGCAAGACAGUUUCCACCGUCCAUGCAUUUCUUCAAGGCAAAGCACCUCAUCGAUCAAAGUCCUGUCUUUAGCUUGCUUCAGAAGAUGCCUAAAGGUGCGGCCCUGCAUGUUCAUGACUUUGCUAUGGUAGGUGUGGAUUGGCUGGUGAGGAACGUGUCCUACAGAGAGAACUGCUACGUGUGUUUCACAGAUGAGCAGACCGUUCGGUUCAUCUUCUCCUCUGGACAGCCUGCGUCUCGUCCACACUGCUCCUCAUGGUCUUUGCUCAGAUCCCUCAGGGGGAAGAUUAAAAACAGCACUGAUUUGGACAACAGUUUCAUUCGAAAUCUCACACUCUUCACCGAGGACCCAGACAGAGCCUAUCCUAGCCAAGAUACUGUGUGGAAGAGAUUUAAGCAGGCUUUCUUAGUGGCCUAUGGGCUGGUCACGUAUGCACCCGUCUUCAAAGACUACCUCUAUGAAGGUCUCAGACAGUUUUAUGAGGACAACAUCAUGUAUGUGGAAAUCAGGGCUCUGCUGCCAGUGACAUAUGAACUUGAUGGCAGAAAAAAUAAUAAGGACUGGAGUAUGAGGGCCUGUCAGGACGUUGUGAGAAGAUUUACUGCAAGCUACCCAGACUUCUUAGGGACUCGGGUGAUUUUUACAGUCCACAGGAGUAUAAAUGCAGCUGAGGCGGUGAAGACCGUAGAGGAAGCAAUGACGCUACACAGGAACUUUCCAGAUAUCAUGGCAGGCUUUGACUUUGUAGGACAAGAAGACCUUGGAAGACCUCUGUGGUACUUCAAGGACGCUUUGAGUCUCCCUGAAGACAGGGGUGUUAACCUGCCCUACUUUUUCCACGCAGGAGAGACAGAUUCCCAGGGAACAGAUGUGGAUCAGAACCUCAUGGAUGCUCUUCUGUUCAACACCACACGUAUAGGUCACGGCUUCGCUUUGGCACGUCAUCCUGUAGUUAAAGAGAUGUCUAGAAAGAUGGAUGUACCGCUUGAAGUCUGUCCAAUCUCAAAUCAGGUGUUGAAACUGGUGUCAGACUUGCGGGACCACCCAGCGGCGGUGCUGAUGGCCGAGGGUCAUCCUGUAGUGAUCAGCUCGGAUGAUCCAGCUCUGUUUGGGGCUACUGCCCUUUCACACGAUUUCUACGAAGCCUUCAUGGGCUUUGGAGGAAUGAGCUUUAAUUUAGGCACAUUGAAAGAGCUGGUCAUAAACUCCCUCAGGUACAGCUCAUUGCCAAGUCAAACUAAGAAAAAGGCUAUUGAGGUAUUGCUGGGAAAAUGGGACAAGUUUGUCUCUGAAAGUUUACUGUAGACUACUUCAAACUACUUUUAAACAUGCUCUAAGGGCAAGAAGUUUUCCUCUUAUGUUUGUCAUAUUGGUGAACAUAGAUUAGCUGUUACUUGAUGUGAGAAACUGGAUGUGUUAUGUUGAUCUUGCCUGUGCUGUCACCUGGUGGAGAAUUUGUGUACUGAUUAUCUUGACUUCCACUGAAACAAUAUGGAGGACAACCUUCAGGCUUAUGACAGAGGUUUUGUGUGAAAUUUUGUGAAUACUAAUCAAGAUAUUAGAUUUUUAUGACAGCAAAGUCACACAACAUACAGGCGUUUACAAGGUAGACCACUUCAGGACACCUGAUAAAUCAGAAAAACUGUGAUGUACAAUGUCAUUUAAUUGUUUUAUUUGAAAAUGUAGUUCUUAAAGGAACAGUUUACCUAAAAAAAAAAAAAAGUUGCUGAUAUUUUACUCACCCUCAGGCCAUUCGGGAUGUAGAUGAGUUUGUUUCUUCAUCUUCUUCACCAAUGGAUCCUCUCUGCAGUGAAUGGGUGCCGUCAGUAUGAGGGUCGAGACAGCUGAUGAAAACAUCCCAAUAAUCUACACGACUCCAGUGAAGCAAAAAGUUGAAUGUUUGUAAUAAACAAAAACAAAAAUAUACAAUGUUUUUAACUGUCUCUUGCAGUUAAAAUAGUGUUUUUCAUCUAUAAUAUUGCUUAAUAUUUUGAUGUAAGGAGACAAAAGGGGGAUAAACCGGUGUUAUCAUGGAUUAUAUAUUUAAUACUUCACAAGACAUUAACCGAUGGACUGGACUUGAGUUGUGGAUUAUGGGGGAUGUUUUUAUCAGCUGUUUGGACUCCCAUUCUGACAGCACCCAUUCACUGCAGUGGAUCCACUGAUGCGCAAGUGAUUUACCGUAUUUUCCGCACUAUAAGGCGCACUUAAAGCCUUUAAUUUUCUCAAAAAACGACGGUGCGUUUUAUAAUCCGGAGCGCCUUAUAUAUAUGGAUCAAGGCGCUCUGUCAAAAUGUUGACAUUCCCUUUAGCACAGCUCCAUCUAGUGGAUGCUUAACGCAAACCCAGUCCAACGUUUGACUGAAGUAUCUUCUAUUCUAUGCGCUUUAUAAUCCGGGGCGCCCUAUAUAUGAAAACAGAUCUAAAAUAGACUAUUCAUUGAAGGUGCGCCUUAUAAUCUGGUGCGCUUUAUAGUGCGGGAAAUACGGUGAUGCUAAACCAAGCCUGUUCCAAUGAAGAAGCAAACUCAUUUUAAUUUUUCAUUGUUUUUUUUCACAUUUUCGUAUUUGGGUGUCCUAUUCCUUUGAAGUUUUUAAAAGUACAUUUUUACUUUAACAACGUUUUUUGGGCUGACUUAAGUUACCCGAGUUGAAUAUGCAACUUAUUUUUUUUUACAACAUAAAUGUGUUUGACAUUCUCCAUCUUUACUGACCUAUUAAAAAUUGCACAGCUUUCCAAAACACUUCAA